This is a messenger RNA of Phalaenopsis equestris, 550 nucleotides long. RefSeq lists its product as uncharacterized. Bases 224 to 550 code for a protein of 108 amino acids. Lineage: Eukaryota; Viridiplantae; Streptophyta; Magnoliopsida; Asparagales; Orchidaceae. The transcript has 2 exons. The record is from RefSeq and is a predicted model, not a curated record.
CAUAAUAAUUCGUAGUUUAUUCCAAUCUGGAGGCCAACUACUGUUUCUAUAUCGCGAUCUUCCAAGCUUUCCAGUAGUAAAUCAACGAAGUAGAAAGUUCCUUCGGUUUGUAUACAAACCACCCCUCUUGCCUCCCUAUAUUUCUCCUCCUUCAUCUUUAAAGUAAGCAAUUUUACUCUCCCUCUCUCUCUCUCCCACACAGUGCGUGUGCGUGGGUGUGCGUAUGCGUGUGCGCAUCUUCUUCUCCAACACGCCUCUGCUCAAUUUCCUUCCUCAACCUCACCAAAAAGCUUCACUUGUCCUCUGGCACUGCUUCUCUGCAUUUGAACGCCCCUCACCGCCGCCGAGCUUCGUCAUGGCACUCCGACGGCACCGUGUUUGCGGCCUCUUAGCCGGCUUAGCUUUUCUCCUCUUCUUCUCCACGGCCAUAGGUUUCUGCUUGGGAGGAAUAGUUCAGAAGGAAGAAACUAGUUUCAUGAGAAGGGAGAAUGCGGCGGCCGGCCGGCGGCUUCUUGCCGAAAUCGCCGACAUGCCGGUGGCGAUGUGGUAG